AUGAACAGCCGAAGUGACCGGCCCGUUCCUUUGCCUCGGACAGCUGCUAAGGUUGGAAAGCCCAAACCGAAGGACCAUGCAAGCAGCCAUCUGUCUCUGUGUUCGGCUUAUCACGAUAAUUGGCUGCUUAGAGAAGAUGAGCAGAACAAUGAACAUGACAUCCCCCUUAGGAAUAUGAAUGACCACAAGAAAUUGCAGGAAGAAAAUAUGAAAAUAAAGAAUGAAUUAGAAGACUUAAGAAGCCAAUAUGAACAGCUCAUAGAAGAAGGAAAGAACAAAUGCUUUGAUGAAAGACGGGUCAGUUUUUUAAAAGCUCAAGCACUACAGCUGGAAAGGCAGGUGGUACUGCUUACAGAAGGAUUAAAUUCCCAAGCUGUUCUUAUGUUAGAGUUAAGCACAUCUUUAGAAGCUCUUACUGACAAGGUUAGCUCUUUCCGUAGCCCCGAAGGAACUGCAUCGAAAGUAAUCAUGCCACAUCUAGAACUUCUUCAAAUAAUUGAGAUGUGUCAGACAAUGAGAUUCAAACUGCAGAGACACCAACAAGUUUCUGAUCUGUCAAAACUUGCAUUGCCUUGGACGUUUGGAGGGAAUCUUGCUGUCCAACCGAUAACCCUUUUGGAUGUUUGUUACGGCAAAAUAGAAAAUUUAAAUCUUAGAUAUGUGAGUGCUCUUGAAGGAAAACUGAGCAAGUUGUGGAGACACCUGCUUGCCAUGAGGCAAAAUCUGAGUUUCAUGCUCGCCCCAGGACAAGCGUCCUCUGAAGCAGCUCAUCAGAUUCUACCAACUGUUGUUUAUGCUCGGCUGAUAAAUCAAGUAGUUCAGUGUCAUCAGUCUGUGGAGGAAUGUUGCACUGAUUUGCUCACUUUGACACUUCUGGUACCUUCAGCUCCUUGGGACAUUUUAGAAAAUUCUUUGAGCCAGGAAUUCACUGUGGAGAAUGUGCUUGCAACACUUCCAGCAUUUCCCAAGGGUGCCCCUCAGCAACGUGCUAAAAGAGCUGUAGAUGCCUUAGUAAAGGCUCAGAAUUAUUCCAGGCAAAUGUCAAUGCAGCAGAUACUUGCUUUGCAAGCUGAACUAAAUUUCCACAGAAAUUUAUAUAAUCUCCAAGUUAAGUAUAUUGAAGCUGUGUUCGAAGGGAUAAAGCAAGCGUACCACACAUUUCAAGAUAAUGUUGCUAUGGUUCUUUGUUCCCCACUACAAGAUGUUUUUUCUUCUUAUGCAAAACUUAAAACUGGAGCUUCGGAAGAUGCUUUGAGAGACUUUCUCACUGUUUUUAAAAACAAUGCUGAACAAAUCCAAUAUGCCAUUGAAACUUUGACUCCAUCAGCAAGUCAGCAGCAGGAAGGUGAUGAGGCCCUGUCAAGUUUUGGAAAAGAGUUCUUUCUAUCUUUGGAACGGUCACUCAAAGCCUGUGGAGAACAACGGGAUAAAGCAGCCAGUGAAAUGGGAAUCUUACAGAUGGAACUGGAUCAGGCUUUAGAAAAACUUAGGAAUUUAAGGGAACAAAAGAUUAAAAAAUCAGGGACCAUUCAGCAUUUCCCUAAUCAUGAAGAAACAGAAACAAGUUGCUUGAAUGUAGUUUCACAAAAGUCUGAAUCUAAUUCCACAUCUAAAUUUCCUCCAACCAGACUUGAUCUUUUGCUGAAACAAGCUUCUGUUGUAGAGAGAGAGCCUACCAAUUUGCUCUCCAAGCAGAAACUGGGAAAUUCUGAUGAUAUAAUUAUUCAGCAGAAGGGAAAGGUCCUUCAUAGGAGCAAGAGUAUGAAGGCCACUGAAAGGGCACCAUGGCAAGAUUAGUA
Python bivittatus (Burmese python) is the source of this 1799-nucleotide messenger RNA. RefSeq lists its product as uncharacterized. NCBI's taxonomy places the organism in Eukaryota, Metazoa, Chordata, Lepidosauria, Squamata, Pythonidae. The record is from RefSeq and is a predicted model, not a curated record.